GUUAGGUAGGUGGUGGUUCCCACAUGCCCGUAAAUGCCAGUGGCUGGCGUUGAAACGAACACACGCAUCGUUUACGACGCAGAAUUCUUUUGCCUUUAUUUCUAUAUUUUGACAACACGGCAAAAAUGGCCUCGAAUCCAAAACGGGCACUCAUUCUCUACAGUUACGCCAAUGUCGGUGAACAUGGCAAGACACCUGCAGUGGAUGCUUUGUGUCAACGUGGCUGUGGUGGCCAGCUAAUGUUGGAACGUCGACCUGAUUCAGAACACAAAGAGAAAGGAAACGAACGACGUCAGGAUAUUAUUCAACUAUUGGGACUCUCUGGAUGCAGUUCGAUUGAACAAAUGAAAGCACAGUUAACAGAACGAUUUAGAAGCAUGAAGCUGGGUUUAAUAGCAUCAUGUCCAUCCAUUACGGCACUGGGCGAUUCGCUUGGAUUGACGAUCGCUUCUUCUUCUUCUUCUUCAGCAACAAAGGAUAUCUACAGCAAGGAACAUUUGCAAGCAGCAAUCGACCGGGUUGAUGUUCUGCUGGUGGAUGUUUCUGACCAACCUUCUGAAAUGGAUCGCAUCAUGACUGAGGUGCUCGAGUCAACGUCCGAUCUUCUCAAAUGCAUUGUGAUGCAUGCCACUGUGCAGAAACAGCAGCAAGAAAACAUGCCGCUGCAAAGUGGUGUAACAAAGAACGGCGUACCGGUCGAUAUUCUUGAAAGGUUGGUAUGCGCAUACUGGCAUGAUGGAUCAACACGACGCGACCGAGUCCGUGGGUUCACGGUGCAGGAUAUCGUCGCGAACGGAUGCAACGGAUCCAUCUUGGCAUGGCACUAUCUGGCUGAGAUUGGACACAAACUAGGCCAUGUGCCAAAGUACGGUGCCUGAAUUAUCGCAGGCUCUGGAACACCAAAAAAAAAAUGUACAUAUAUCGCAACAACAACACUUUCACUGUAUAAAGAUUCAAGCGUGGUAGUAGUAGCUUGGCCCUGUCUGCUCUUUUGUUUUUACUUGAAUGAACGUUUCUCCUACUGUUGUCCGAACAUUCGAUCUAUUCAAAAAGAAGACUUGCUACUCUGUUUGUGUUGUAUAGCCAUAGUUACCAGAAAACACUGACAACAAAAUGAAACAACAUAGGA
Messenger RNA from Zychaea mexicana, 1129 nucleotides. RefSeq lists its product as uncharacterized. The record is from RefSeq and is a predicted model, not a curated record. Lineage: Eukaryota; Fungi; Mucoromycota; Mucoromycetes; Mucorales; Lichtheimiaceae. Bases 126 to 878 code for a protein of 250 amino acids. The transcript has 5 exons.